Messenger RNA from Cinara cedri, 2359 nucleotides. The record is from the annotation of a GenBank genome assembly. Lineage: Eukaryota; Metazoa; Arthropoda; Insecta; Hemiptera; Aphididae.
AGAUUGUCUUUAACCGCACAGUUCAAUUCCAACACCCACACGUAAUGCACAGCGUUUGUAUUGCUGUAGCUCUGUUCACAGUAGAUGAUCUGUCUGAUGCCAUAUCCCUAUAAUAUCCAUGAUAAUUAGUAAAUGAUUGUCAUCAUUUUAUCAAUAAACGACGUACUUAAUAUUCGACAGUAAAAAAAAUAAUAAUCGUGUAAUUAUCAUAGAAAAAUAAAUUGCAGGGUAUUAUGUGUUGCAAGUUGAAUUUGAAUCAUGCUAAUAACUGAUUGAAAGUUAUAAUUACACUACAACCUACAUACCCGCAAGUCCAAAAUAUGAAGGACAAUCCUGAUUUUAAUAUUCGUUUUAUUCGACUCGUAGAAGGUCAUCCCUGUUUGUAUGACCGUUAUCAAUCAGAUUAUUCAAACAGAGCAAAGGUUGAUGAGGCUUGGGAAAGUAUAAGCCGAGAAGUUAAAGGGACAGGUUAGAAAUAAUUUUUUUUAGUAUUUUGUAGAACUAAUUUGCGCUUUUACAAUCCAUUAUUGCUCUAAAAGAAGAAUCGAAAUUUGCAAAAUAUUUUUAAGAUGAGAAAAAUACAUUUUGAAAAAAAAAAAAAAAAUGAUUCUUUUAUUACAUUUUGAUUGCGAAAUAUUCUAUUUUAGUUAGGAAUAAAACUAGAACAUGUUUUGAAAAAAUUACAUAUUUAAAAGUUCUUUUUACUAUUACACUCGCGUUUGAUAUGAGUGGCAGUUUUAAAAAAAAAAAAUUUAUUGAGGAUAUACCAACAAAGAAUCUAAUUCUAAUAAUAAAUAAAUAGGUAUAUGUGUUUAGUGUAGGUAAUUGUGUAUGUACUAGAUUAAUAAAUAAUAUGUUUAUACAUGUAUAAAUAUUUUUAUUAGGUAAACAUUAUUUUAACUUUUUAAGAGCAUUGCAAUUUUUACCUACAUAAAACUUAACCCAAAUAUGUAUAAUAUUUAAUUAUUAAUAUUGUAGUUAUAAAUAUUGUUUAGUUAAAUCAAUUUUGUAUUAUAAACUAUUAUUAUUAUUUUUUAAUAGUAAUAGAAUGUAGAGAAAGGUGGAAGAAUCUUCGUGGGUGUUACACUAGAGGUUUAAAAAAGAAAUCAACAUCAGAAUUACGCGGGAAAUUUAAAAGAUCAUAUUACUUGUCAGCAUAUAUGAAAUUUUUAGAGCCAUUUACAAUACCUCGUACAAAAAUUGGUUUGUAAAUUAUAGUAUUUUAACGUUUUAUAUAGGCAAUGAAUACGCUAACAAAAAUAUUUGUGUGUAUAGGUAAAAGAUCAGCAUUGUCAAGCAUAAUUACAACAGCCAAAGAAACGGAACAAUCAAAACAAACAAGAAUCUUGAAUGAAAAUUAUUAUUUUGAAAGCAGUGAUGUGGUGCUAGUUGAUGAUGAAGAUGUUGAAGAGUUUCCUGUAACUUUUGAGGAAGAGUUUCCUCUAACUGUUGAGGAAGAAUUUCCUGCAACUAUUGAGGAAGAGUUUCCCGUAACUGUUGAGGAAGAGUUUCCUGUAACUGUCGAGGAAGAGUUUUCUGCAACUGUUGAGGAAGAGUUUCCUGCAACUGUGCAGGAAGAUUUUCCUGUAACUAUUAAGGAAGAGUUUCAAGAAGAUGUUGAAGUAAUGUUUCCUGUAGUUGUUAAGGAAGAGGUUCAUGAAGAUAUUGAAAACCCGAUUUCUUGUGAUGUUGAAAUUAAUGAACCAAAAACCAAGUUAAGAAAAAAACCUUCAAAAAAGAAAUGGCAGCUGGUUCAGUUCGAUAACAUUAAUAAAGAAACCUUUGAUUUCAUUAGUAAAAAGAAAAAAGUGAUGUCUGAUGAAGAUUCAGAUUUUUGUUUUUUAAAAAGCUUAUUGCCAGAUUUUAAAAAAAUGGAUGAUGACCAAAAAAGACGUUUUAAAAUUUUAAUGAUUAGUACAGCCGGAAGUAUUUUGAAUGAACAUAAAGUUCUUUCUAAUCAAAUUUAGCCUAACGUAGACAUAUCAAGUAGCUGUAAUUGUAAUCUGUAAUUUAUCUUAUUUAUUUUUUCUUUAAUCAUGAUAUAAUAUACCUAAGUAUAACAAUACCUAACAAUACUUAUUGUUGGUUUUAAUAAAAUGUAUAAAAUAUUUUUAUUCAAUUGUUAUAUCAAAAUAUUGAUUACUCCCUUGAUACUAAAAAGUUAUUUUGUUGAGAGUGCAUGUUACUUUAUUGUUGUAUCAGAUAUUUACUUUUGUGAGUAUUUACAUUUGACUCUAUCACUCUUCAUGUAUUUUGUUUGCCACAGAAUGAGAUCUAUCAUAAUACUAUGGCAUUUUUUUAAUUAAGUAUAAUGUGACAUUAUUUAAAAAAAUAUUAUAAAUAAAUAGAAUAUUAGUUC